This is a messenger RNA of Caenorhabditis angaria, 973 nucleotides long. NCBI's taxonomy places the organism in Eukaryota, Metazoa, Nematoda, Chromadorea, Rhabditida, Rhabditidae. The record is from the annotation of a GenBank genome assembly.
AUGGCGUUUUCGAUGAGAAAACGAAAAAAUGGAACAAGUUUGGAUGCUUUGCUGAAAGCCACCGUUUCUGGAAACUCGGAAAAUAUUGAUAAAAAAUUAUUCACGACAACUGAUCGAAUUAUGAGAACUAGACUGGAGUUUGUCAAAUCGCACACAAUUACGACGGGAGAUAUGAAAGAACUCGAAAAGUUGGUGAUUUUGGAAGUUUGGGGUGAAAAUUUAACUAGAAUCAGAAUUUUUAAAAAUAUUUCUAGAAUUGCUGCCAAAAUUACCCUAAAUUCAGUGAUUUUCGAACUGAUAUUAUUUGAAGCGCAUUAAUUUCAGUCAAAUUUUACUUGAAAAUUCGUGAUUUUUGAUACCAAAAAAUAAAAAAGUUAAGGACCCCUUUUAUACUUUUCCGGACCAAAAACAUGUAUGUACCAAAUUUAUCUAGAAAAUUAGAUUUUCGGGAAAAAAUAAUCUGAAAACCAAUGUUUUUGGCUUAAGCUUGAGAUCAGAAUAUUGAAACCUAGAUUCUUGAGCUCAUCCAAAUUUAUCUGAAAUUCCUGAACUCUUAUUGUGAGCUGAAAAUGUAAAAUUAGGCAAAAUUCUGAUAAAAGAAAUUUAUUUUUCCAGUUAUAGCACUACCACAAUAAAAAAUCUCAAUUAAAACAAUUAACUUAUAUAAAUUUUGAAACGUAUUAUUUCAGCUUUUUUAUUAACUUUAUUAGAACCAAUUUUCACGGGAAAAAAUACAAAAAAGGCAAAAUUACCACAAAAAAUUCCAUUUCUAUAUGAAAGCUUUAAAAAAUAAUUUUUUUCAAAUCCCUAACAUUUCAGAUACACGGUACUUAAACCCGACAUUGAUUCGGAAGUCGAAGCAGCUCGAAAAUUGAGAAUUUCGGGAAUUCAGCCAACUAAUCGAUAUUGUCGAGUCGAACCACUUCCGCCCGCUUUUUUCAAGAUUAAAAAAGAAUUUUCGGGGUCCAAAUGA